Molecule: messenger RNA, 4406 nt
Organism: Trypanosoma cruzi
Lineage: Eukaryota; Euglenozoa; Kinetoplastea; Trypanosomatida; Trypanosomatidae
Product: dispersed gene family protein 1 (DGF-1), putative
Exons: 1
Source: RefSeq, a predicted model, not a curated record
AUGCGGUCUGCGGAAGGUGCGUGUCCGCGCAGCCGGCACCGUGUGCGGCGCAGGGCCAUUGCGACUGUGCGUGCGGCGCUGCUUGUGGCGUUGGCGCUGGUUGCGGCGACGGCGUGGGUGCCCGCGGCGCAUGCGGUGGUGUUGCGACUGCGGGGCGGCACGGUGGACAGAGCCAUCACGGUUGGCCGCGCCGUGGACACGGUGCUGAUGGACGGCGUGUCCAUCACGAACGGCGUGGCUGUUGUGUUCGACGUGCCGGCGAUGCUUCCCGGUGCGCUGCGCAUCGAAUUGAGGAACUGCGUGUGCGACGGCGGUGCGCAGAUCUACGUGCGGGGCUACAGCGGCGAGCCGGCGAGUGACCGGAGCCUGGAGGUGAGCGUGAGCGGGCUGUCCGGCGGCUACUGCUCGCUUGUGUUUGUGCACAACCUGCCGGCACACACGAACGUGACGGUCCGUGACUCGACGAUUGUGACGGCGGGGCCGAUGCGCUACUCGCAGCUGAGCGGACUGACGGACGCUGUGGCGUCGCCGCUUGUGCUGCACGCGACUUCGCUGUUGCAGACGCAGCUGUGUGUGAGCAACACUGUGCUGAGGUCGUUGCAUGCGGGCGGGUCGGCGGUGUACGUUGGCGGCGGCGUGGACCUGCUGUCGAGCGCGGUGGUGCUUGACGGCGUGUCGCUGGAGGCGUUGGGCGGUCCGACCGCGUCCGCGAUGCGUGUGGCGCCCUCGUCGAUUCUCAGUCUGCGGAGCCACUCGGUGUUCUCCGUGACGAACGUGUCGGUUGUGAGCAGCGGCGGCGGCAUUGUGCUUGGCGAGCGCCUCGCGGUACUUGAUUCGGUGCUGCGCUUCGUGGGCGUCGAGGGGUCUGUUGCGUCGUCGCUGGUGCGCUGCGACGGUGGGACGGUCGGUGCCGGCGGGUGGCUGGAGCUGCGCGACGUGUGGGCGGUGGGCGAGGCGUCGUCUGUGGCGUCGCUGUCGGGGGUGACGCUGAGCGGCGGUGCCGUGUCGAUUGCUUGCUGCGCUGCCGCUGGCGCUACGCUUGUCUCCGGGCCGACGAUCGCGAGCGGCGCCGUGUCGGUGCAGCGCAACCGUGCCGGCGGCCGUGUGCUGCGGAGCAGCGGCGACUACCGCUCUGCCGGCCUGCCCUCCGUGAGCGUGGUGCCGUGCGACGGCUGUGCGGCUGCGCUGGCAUGCUUUGAUGCGCUGACGGCUUCGUUCUCUGACUGCGUGUGCAGCUGCCGUGCCGGCGGUGUGGGCGAUGCGUGUCUGCCGUUCGACGUGCCGCCUGCGAGGGCCGGUGGCGGUGGCGAUACUGCGGAGGGCUGCGUGAGUGGCGUGACGCUGACGGGGUCGGUGACGGCGGGCGGCGGGCGUGCGACGGCGUGUUUCGACUCGGUGGUGUUCAGCGGACCGAUCACUGUGGCGGUGGAACUGCGCUCGAUGGACGCGUUCGCUGACGCGCUGAACGUGACGCUGCGUCACUGCGUGCUUGCGGGCGGCGCGCAGCUGCGGAUUGGCGGCCUCAGCGAGAGCACGGCGCGCCUGAUGCCCCACGCCCUCGUCAACAUGACGAAUGUGACGUCGCUGGAGGGCACGAUCGUGCUGCAUGGCGCGAUGCCGCAGCACUCGAGUGUGCUGCUGGCGAACUCAACGCUGCGUUCGACGGUUGGCGGGUCGCGGUACGUGCCGACGACCCGUGGCCACGAGGGAUUUCGGUACGGCCCCGCGCUUGUCCUGGACGGCGUCCGGCUACUGUCGACGCGGUUUGUCAUGACGCGGUCGACGCUGGUGUGUGGCGGGGAAUUGUGCGCUGCGAUCCUCGUGGAGCGCGGCCUCAUGGCGAACAUGUCCAGCGUAUUCUACAUGGACAACUGCGCUGUCAUGUCGCGGACGCACGUGAUGUACGCUCUUGCGUCGGACCUGCGUGUCAGCGGCGGCUCCGUGUUCUCCAUACAGAACAGCUCGUGGAGUGCGCCGAGCACCGAGUACUACGGGGGCGCGUGUGUGUUUGGGGACGUUGUUGUGGCUGGCGGCAGCGUGCUGCAGGUUGUGUCCAGCACGUUUCGUCUCGGCUUCGCCAUGCUCAUGGCAAACACGCUGACUGUGACUGACGGCAGCUGGCUGGUGCACCGCAACAACGAGUUCCGCACCGCCUACGUUGUGUACGUGGCUGCUCACUACGGCGUUGCGUUCCGCGAUCGGAGUGUGUGGUCGAUACUUGACAACAACUUCACGUACGGCUCGUACUCGACCUUUACCUUUAUGACAAGCAACUGGUCACCGCCAUCCGACGCGCGCCCGACCAUCUACGGCGUGUGCAACGAGGCAAGGGGCUCUCCUGUGACGGAUUACGGAGACGACCUCAAUAUUGGAUCACCCGUGAGGGUGCUGGACUGUGGUGCGUGCACCGUGGACGCCGUGUGCUUUGCGGCGAGGACGAGCAGCAUCAGCGGCUGUGAGUGUGUGUGUGCUGCUGGCGGCCACGGCGACACGUGUGUGCCAGCUGCGGUUCCGGACGGCCUUGGGCCGCUUCCGCUCCCCGAUGCGAGGGACACGGAGGUCCGCUGCGUGCACGGUGGCAGCAUCAGCUCCGUGGACGAUCCUGAUCCCGGUGUGCGUGGUCUGUGCUUCGUCAACGUGACCUUCACCGCCGCGAUUGUGCUGGACCUGUUGCAUUUUGACGCGCCACAACAGACACUCAACAUCACGCUGCUGCAGUGCGUCCUCGUGGGCCUGUUGAUCAAGGGGAGUGGUGCACGCGUGCACGUGAGCGUGACAUCCUCGAUGCUGGAUUCAGGUGCAUUGGAGUUUGCCGGUGAUUUUGGCGUGAGCUCCCAGAUACUGGUGGCAGGUAGUACGCUUGUGACGACGUCGUCUUACGCCGUUGCUUUUUAUUUGCCUUCUCUUGGGGCGAACUCGUCACUGCUGUUGCUCGACAACAACAUCGAGGGGAAUAUUCACGCAGUCUAUUUUUCCAUUGGUAUUGUUGAUGGUGGCGGGAUCAUUGUGAAGGGAAAUACGUUGAUCACAACGGAGGAGGACGACGGUGUGGAGUCGUCCGUUCGCGUUUGCACUGUUUUGAAUGGCGGCUACCUUGACGUGGAGAACAACACGAUGAGCGCGGUCAAUGGCGUUUAUGUAUUUGGGGAUACCGUCGUGAGCUCCGCGGGGCUGCUGAGAGUGGCGGACUGCAACUUUGUUGGCAGCGCGGAGUUUUUGGAUUCCACGUUGGUGUAUUUCGUCGGCUCUGUGACUCUGGAAGGAGGUGCGCAGUGGCGUGUGGAGGGCAACAACGUGAGCGCAGCCUUAAUAUUAAGUAUAGCACAUGUCCAGCAUAAAAUUCAGCUGUCGGACAGCGGCACCACCGUGGUGCUUGCACACAACCUUCAGGUAGACGAUAUUUAUCCCUUUGCUGAUCUGGCCUCAUCAGACACUAUUGUGGCUUCCCCCGCGCGGUUUGUGGUUGGGUGCAACCUGCAGGGCGGUGAGGAGGUGUCGUACGACGGCAUGUUUCCUGGGGAAGUGGUGGUGUUCAGGUGCGGCAUGUGCAACGACGACGCGGCGUGCUACAUGCCCGGGACGGAGUUGGUGGACCGCAGCUCGUGCUCGUGCAGCUGCAAGGACGGAUGGCAUGGCGCGUCGUGUCUUCCCUUUGAGGUGCCCGACAGGGUUGUGCUGCCCUUGCCGGAGAGAGCCGUCGACGGCGACACGAGCUGCGUGGUGAACCAGACGCUGACGAACGUCACGCUGAACAUGUGGAAGACGCACCACUGCUACGUGGGGGUUACAUUCAGCGGCGUGGGUGCUGCGCUGACGUUCUACCUCAACAGUAUGCCGCUGCAUCUCCCCAUCAACAUCACGCUCACUGGGUGCACAUUCCGUGAGGGCGUCGUGCUGCGGUUUGUUGGUGGCGCUGAGUCGGCCGAGUCAUCCGGCGUCCUGAUCCGUGUGGGCCAGGCGAUGAUGCGUUCCUCCGUUGUUGCUUUUGCACUUGUCCUCCCGCAGCACUGCGAUAUUGCCGUCACGGAGGUUGACGCGGUGCAAACCUCUGAGGUUCAGUUGGCGGAUACUAUCAGCAACAAGUUUGGCGUAUUGAUGCUGAUAAACGUUGUAUUGAAUGCGUCCUCGCUGUUGGUCAGCAACGUCAAGGCACAUGCAUUGAGGUAUUGGGGGUUUGGUUUGUACUCGAUCGGGACGCUGUCGCUGGUGGGUGGCAGCUCGCUGUACACGCGGUACUGCAGCUUUGAUGGAUACACACACAUUCUGUACUUAAUUACCCUUGGUGUUUGCGAUCACUCCGUUUUUGCUUUGCUCAACAACAUAAUGUUCUCCGGGACAAGCUUCUUGUAUCAGCACUCCCGCUUAGGCGUGUCGGAUCACAGCGUGCUGCGCAUGGUGGGGAACAG